ACCCUGAAUAUGUGUCUUUUAAAUUGAUAUUGAUUUUUCUCUAACAUUCAGAGUCGGUCUCAUGCAAAACUUUAUGGACUGUCCGUAUUCUUUGGACGCGGCUAAAAAUUUGGCCGAGCAUCGCGGCAGCGAUUACUUCAGUACUUCAGUUUCUCCGUCUUCCUAUUUCAUAAAACAUUUAUCGCAUUCUGGUGGUUGUGCAGCGUAAGGAGUACCGACACCUGGGAAAUAAAGUGGUGCCAGAACUUAUUUACUGCAGUCAAUUCGGAGGUCAGGAAAGCUCCAAUUAGAAUCGACGAAAACAUUUUUCAUGAUUAAAAUAGAUUUUUAGCACUCUGAUGUAAGAGGGGUGAAGUUUAUCGGCGUAAAUGAUAGUUAUUACCAUGACAGCGGUAAGCAUCUCGAAGCUGAGAGUGUAUGAAUGUGAUGUUGUUUUCCUCCUCGCUGCUCUGCUCUGCUCACCUCGGUGUCCCUCCAGGAGCACGUCAUCCGAGAGGACACCAGAAGUCUGACGCCUCGCCAAUGUGCCGCCAUGGACCUUGUGCUUCCCACAAUCAAGCAAUACUUCCAUGCUGGUGGGAACGGACUGAAGAAAACCUUCCUGGAAAAGAGCCCUGACAUGAAAUCGCUCAAAUACGCUCUCAGCCUUUACACUCAACCUACAGAUGCCUUGAUCAAAAAAUAUAUAUGCACCCAAAACUCUCAAGGUCAGUCAUCCAACGGAUCCGUGGGGGAGGUGUCGAUGCAAGUGACUCUCGUCUCUCACCCUGGCACAGGAGAACACAAAAUCAGCGUUAAGGUGGUUGGAAUAAACAACCUCACGUGGCAGACCAACGCCAUGUUCCGGCCGUUUGUGGAGGUCAACGCCAUUGGUCCACACCUCGCUGACAAGAAGCGCAAAUUUAGCACCAAGACCAAGAACAACAACUGGUCGCCAAAGUACAAUGAAACAUUCCAGUAUAUUCUGAGUAACGAACACGGUCCGGAGGUCUACGAGCUCCACGUCUCGGUGAAGGAUUACUGCUUUGCCCGCGAGGACCGCAUCAUCGGCAUGACGGUCAUCCCGCUCCGGGAGCUGGCGGAAAAGGGCAGCUGCUCGGCCUGCUACCCGCUGGUAAAGAGCAUCACCAUGGACGAAACGGGCCUCACCAUCAUGAGGAUACUCUCUCAAAGGACCAACGACGAGGUGGCCAAAGAGUUUGUGCGUCUCAAGACGGACACCCGAUCAGCGGAGGAAGUGUCAUAGUCCGGAGUAAAUUAGGCAAAAACAAAACAAGAAAACAAAACAAAAAAAAUGCAGUAUUAAGAGUCGUGUCGUCUUCAGAUCGGAUAGAUGCGGGGUGGGGAAUAGAGAGAGCGCAGUCGCGCGGCCGUUGUUUGCGAGAGAUGCCGGAUGCGGCAUCAGAACGAGUUCGUCCAAAGAGAAGGGAAGCGGGCCCACAAAGUGGCAAAGCAGCGAGAGCGAGAGUCGUGUUUGUUUGUUUUUUGUGCAUGUGCGUAAAAACAUCUGUUGGAAUGUUCAUUUUAAAACUAAAAGUAUGUACAAGUGUUUACUUACCGUAUGCUCACUAUUAAGUACUAUAUUCUACGAGUUAUUGUAAUGAGACAUGGAUACCUUUUGUACAACAUUUAGUCUUUUUGAGCAGAGAUUUGUUCCAAUAAAGUGCCAAACCAGUGAAAAAACAAAACAAAACAAAA
Messenger RNA from Poecilia latipinna (sailfin molly), 1698 nucleotides. RefSeq names its product protein unc-13 homolog B-like. Gene Ontology annotation, molecular function: syntaxin-1 binding; calmodulin binding; diacylglycerol binding. Gene Ontology annotation, biological process: synaptic vesicle priming; dense core granule priming; synaptic transmission, glutamatergic. The record is from RefSeq and is a predicted model, not a curated record. Gene Ontology annotation, cellular component: neuromuscular junction; presynaptic active zone cytoplasmic component; plasma membrane. NCBI's taxonomy places the organism in Eukaryota, Metazoa, Chordata, Actinopteri, Cyprinodontiformes, Poeciliidae. The transcript is spliced from 5 exons. Bases 533 to 1246 code for a protein of 237 amino acids.